Perkinsus marinus ATCC 50983 is the source of this 1017-nucleotide messenger RNA. RefSeq names its product Aldose reductase, putative. Gene Ontology annotation, molecular function: aldose reductase (NADPH) activity. The record is from RefSeq and is a predicted model, not a curated record. Lineage: Eukaryota; Perkinsozoa; Perkinsida; Perkinsidae. The coding region runs from base 1 to 1017 and encodes 338 amino acids. The transcript has 9 exons. Gene Ontology annotation, cellular component: cytosol.
AUGUCCAGUCAGCAACAGGUGCCGAGCGUGACCCUUAACAACGGUAUGAAGAUGCCCCUUAUUGGCUUGGGUACUUAUCUUACUCCUGACGACGUAGUUCCCGCUGCCGUCGUGGCUGGUAUAAAGACUGGUUACCGUUAUAUCGAUACCGCUUUUAUUUACCAGAACCAUCACGGUGUCGGUCAAGGCAUCAAUCAGGCCAUCAAGGAAGGUCUUGUUACACGCGGGGAGCUCUUUGUCACUACCAAGUUGUGGCUGGUCUAUUACCGCCCUGAUCUAGUGCGACCUGCGGUGGUCCAGUACCUCAAGGAGCUCAACUUGGACUACGUCGACCAGAUCCUGAUGCAUUGGCCUUGUCCCCUCGAGAAGCACGAUCCUGCUCAAGAUCCCGACUGGAAAUGGCCAAUGAAUGCAAAGGGCGAGUUCGAUGCCCUGACCAAUGUCAAGUUGAGCGAUACUUGGAAAGAAUUGGAGAAGUGCGUUGAUGAUGGACUAGUUCGAUCCAUUGGUGUGAGUAACUUCGACACCAAUGAGAUUGAUGAGAUUCUCUCGAUGUGCCGCAUUAAGCCUGUCGUGGAUCAGAUUGAGGUUCAUCCCUACUUCCCUCAAUGGCGUAUGUUGGAUUACUGCAACAAGCACGAUAUCCAUGUUGUGGCCUAUGCUCCUCUAGGAAGUCCAGCUAAUAUGCCGGACGAUGGUUCGAAAAAAUACAACAUCCUAGAGCACCCCGAUAUCGUCGCUAUUGCCAAAGCUCACAACAAAUCUCCCGCCCAGGUUUGUAUAAGGUGGAACAUUCAGCGCGGCAUCACGGUGAUUCCCAAGAGCACUAAGCCUCAUCGUGUUGUUGAGAAUUUCCAAGUGUUCGACUUCGAGCUCUCUUCUCAGGAAAUGGAGACCAUCAAGAACAUCGCUCGCUCUCCUGAGAACCGUCAUCGAACUUUCGACUGUGCUUUCCGCCCCAAUGGUGAACGGGCCUUCGAUCACGUGAAGGAGAUUGAGAAGUCUUACAAGUUCUAA